This is a messenger RNA of Ostertagia ostertagi, 456 nucleotides long. Lineage: Eukaryota; Metazoa; Nematoda; Chromadorea; Rhabditida; Trichostrongylidae. The record is from the annotation of a GenBank genome assembly.
AUGAUUACUGAUAACGGCAGAAGUGAUGGGGACACGGAGCAAAACUCAUCCUCAUCAAAGCCUAUUGUUGUAUGGAUGCAGAGAGAUGGAAGCUACGUGGAGAAUAUUCGCAAUAUCGUGCUGCGAGUGAAGGAUCCCUCAAAAUUUGGUGAAAACGUGCAAGGCAACUUAGAUGAGUAUCCUGGUCCUUUUUUGAAUGAGUAUUCAUCGACUCAAAAAUGUAUACCGAACACAUCUGGGGAGCUAGUCGAUGUGCGAUGGGAAUCUAUUAUGAAUCUACGUCCCACAAUCUUCGAACUCACCCAUUCAAGAAAUCCUCUGUCGCAACUAAUUGGAAUGCUGAGGCGUAUUUCGGACGGUGAGGUAGAUGAGUUCUUCUCACGGCUCAAAAUGAUACUUUCUGGACACGACAGACGUCGACGUUCAAGAUUUGCUUUUUAUAUUGCAAAAACUUAA